CUGCUAACGUUGACAUAUCCGGUUUGUUUCCCGGUGUUUUUUGUUUUUGUAAUCUGGAUGUUAUCUUGCCUUGGCGAGAGAAUCGGCGUGUUGUUGGAUGAAUUGUGCAUAAAAUUGAUAUAUUCUUGAAGUUUCGAUGGAUUUGGAGGGGGGAAAUUACGAGCCAGGAUUCGUGGGAAUUCGUUUCUGUCAAGAAUGCAACAACAUGUUGUAUCCCAAAGAGGACAAAGAGAAUCGCAUCCUGCUUUAUGCUUGUAGGAAUUGUGACUACCAGCAGGAAGCUGAUAACAGCUGUAUCUACGUUAACAAGAUCACACACGAGGUUGAUGAGCUGACCCAGAUCAUUGCCGAUGUGUCCCAGGACCCCACGCUGCCCCGUACAGAAGACCACCCCUGUCCCAAGUGCGGCCACAAGGAGGCAGUGUUUUUCCAGUCUCACAGCAUGAAAGCAGAGGACGCUAUGCGCCUCUAUUACGUCUGCACAGCCCCUCACUGCGGGCACCGCUGGACAGAAUGAGGAGGAUGAGGAGGACGAAGAGGAAGAAGAGAGGAAGACCACGAAAGUCGUCAUUCGUGUCCUCGGUUUUUGUCCUCCGUCCGGAUCGGGCAUUCCUCAAGACUUCAUCACUCUGCAUAGCAACAGCGUCGUCAUAGUUACAUAGUGAAGGAAGGCAUUCCGUGUGUUGGUAUCUCCAGGUCCUUCAAGCCAUCUGGGAAGGCCUUCUGUAGACCUGACUGAGCAGGUCUCUUGCUAGAGCCAAUGUUGGCCACAAGGGGGAGCGGUAUCACAAAUGACUUCACUCGCUUUUAUGUUAAUAAAUUGUAUUUAGGAUGUUUUAUGUUUAACAAUCCCAUAUUUUAUUUCAUUUUUUUUAUUAAAAAAAGGAAGAGAAAA
This is a messenger RNA of Conger conger (European conger), 895 nucleotides long. RefSeq names its product RNA polymerase II subunit I (gene polr2i). Bases 137 to 517 code for a protein of 126 amino acids. Lineage: Eukaryota; Metazoa; Chordata; Actinopteri; Anguilliformes; Congridae. Gene Ontology annotation, cellular component: RNA polymerase II, core complex. Gene Ontology annotation, biological process: transcription-coupled nucleotide-excision repair; transcription initiation at RNA polymerase II promoter; DNA-templated transcription. The record is from RefSeq and is a predicted model, not a curated record. The transcript has 6 exons. Gene Ontology annotation, molecular function: DNA-directed RNA polymerase activity; zinc ion binding; nucleic acid binding.